GUCGUUUGACGUGCAUGCGCAAAAUGCUCCACACACCAAGUAGGUUGGAUGGAUGGUGGAUUACAAACCUGCGGGGUCUCUCCUCUCCUGUCAUCAACACCUUCGAAGCCUACGUGCUCUGAUGGAAAUUCGUGAAGAUCUGACUCGCCAGGACAGGCAUAAGAGGAACACAACUGAUUUCCAAACUGGAUUUAAAAAGAGCGUGUUCUGUCAACUACAAAUCAAUUUAAUAGAUAGGUAAAUAAAAACAGACUUGCCUGACGUGAAUUCAUUAGGUAAAUGCACAAAUGAACGCAAUGGAUACCUUACUGGUGAUUUUUGUUCGUGUUGGAGCGAUGUAUUUUGAGGCUUGGCUCACAUGGACAGCGUGGUGGUGACCUAAAUAUAUGCUAUAAAGAUACCCAGAGGAUGACUAUACCAUGAAAACACCAUUCAUUUUAUCUAAAUGAGAGUGCCAGACAGAGGUUCAAUUAAACAGGAUGUAGUAGUCUAUCCCUGAGAAGGAAAGCAUUCUGUUCACACUAUAAUCUACUGUCUGAACAUAAUACAGCUUCAGACUUCACACAUUUAGAAUCAUGGGAUUCUCUGUGAUGAUCCGUUAAUAGCCUUUAGUACAUUGCUGACUCUAUGAUUACUCCCUCUGAGCUUUGGGUGUUGUUUAAUACAGCACAGCUUCAAUAACCAUACAUUUGGCGAUCCACUGCCUCCUCUGGGUCCUUCAGAAUGGAGCCUUCACCAUUUUUUCAGCACCCAAAACAUCAUAUGCUAUCUGCCAGAACAUAAUAGGCAUAGAUGUGUUGUGUCCUUCACCUGUGAAUGACCCUCAAACGUCGACAAGGUCCCUUGCUUGGGUCAUGCCCAUCAGCAUAGGUCAUUCUGAGAAUGUCAAAGUGUGAGCUCAUAGAGCUGAAGGAUCUCACGUUGGUUGAUGGCAUCGAGUUGGCCCCUCCAACAGCCCCUCAGACGCCAAGGCAGGGUCGGGCAGCAGAGCGUCCGAUUUUGGGUGCAGUGGUGCGGCUGGUGGGGGACAGCGUAAGGGUGGAGGAGCCACCCUGCCUCAGUGGACAGCCAGGAGAGGGUCAUGACUUCCAGCCUUGCAGUCAAGCGCACCUUUCCUGGUGUGACGUGUGUGGAGAGUUUAUCUGGGGCCUCUACAAACAGAGUGUACGCUGUGUCAAUUGCAAGUAUACUUGUCAUCAUCGUUGCCAGCCCUUCAUACAGCUGGACUGCUAUCAUAGCAGUGCCUUCUUUGACCAAUCUGACCUCUUUGAGGAGACCAUAGAAACAGACACAAACGUGGAUGAGCAGAUUGACUGGGGAAAACAGGAACUGACUGCCAGUGAAAUUCAGAAGAAGGUGAAGGAGUACAAUGCUCAAAUCAACGGCAACCUCUUCAUGGUUCUUAAUCGAGAUGGCUCGUACACAGGUUUUAUUAAGGUCCAGUUUAAGCUGUCAAGGCCUGUGUCUUUACCGCCACCUCGCCGAAGCUGCUCCAGCCAGGAUGGCUCUUGGCAGGAGAGCAAAGGAACAAAGCGUCGAACAUCCUUCUAUCUGCCGAAGGAUGCAGCCAAGCACCUCCACAUCAGUUCCCACACAUGUGCCCGUGAGGUUAUUGAAGCUCUGUUGAACAAGUUCACAGUGGUGGAUAAUCCCGCUAAAUUCGCCCUGUUUGAACGCACAGAACGACAGAACCAAGUCUACUUACGGAAACUAGCUGAUGACGAAUGCCCUCUUCAGUUGCGUUUGUGUGCGGGGCCCAGUGAGAAAUCCCUGAGUCUGGUGAUCAGAGAAAAUGAGACUGGAGAGGUCAACUGGGAUGCCUUUACGAUGCCCGAGCUUCACAAUUUUCUGAGGAUCCUUCAGCGAGAGGAGGAAGAGCACAUACGUCAGAUCGUCCGGCGGUACACAUUGACCCGUGAGAGAAUGAAGGAGGCACUAACCAACAUCACAACACCAGGAUGAACAAGGUGGCAGCGUAUAUCCCAGCAUACGGAAGGCCUCCAGUGGUGUUGGCUGUGUGAAGCUGUCUGCCCCAAAAGACCGAGACUACACAUGAGUAUAAAAACACGGUAGAAUAUUAGCAGAAGAGAGCAGAACAAGAGAAAAGACAGAAAGAGAAGACUGAACUAACUAGGUGCAUAAUGCAAAGCCCUGUUGAUGGUGGCUGAUUGUAUCAGGGAAGCUGUUGGAGUGGUGCUGGCUGCUGGAGGGACUAUGUGCUGUUUGUUUUUUGUAAAAAGUGAAUGUUAACAAAACAAUUCACCACUUAGCACUGUGCUGGAAACUUCAGACCUGGAGAAUUUUCACAUUUCACAAAAUGUGACAAAUGCACUGUGGAUGAUUAAAUUGUUUAGAUGGCAGAAUAUUUAAAUAUAUUUAGUUUAGGUUUAUUUAAUUUCCCUAUUAAUGUGAUAAUUAUAAUAUUCUCUAUAUUAUGAUAAGCUAUUAUUUUGGCCUAAGGAUAAUAAAACAAUAGGUUUAAUUCAGUGGUUCUUAAACUGGGGGUCGCCAAAAAUGUGUGAGGGGUCGCGCAAUGAUUUGCAGUCUGAAUUAAAUAUUUUUUUUUCUAAAAGUUAGACCAACAUGUUUAAGAACUUGGAUAUUGGGGAGCUAUGUGUAGGCCUCCAAUUCAGAGUGUUUCCAUAAUGUUCCUUUGAAAGUGGAUGUUCUGUUUACGCAAACGCCUCUUGCAAUGAUGAGCUUGAAGAUGCUGUACUUAAACUUACCAGUGAUAGAACACCAUGCAGCCUUUUUUGCCACAGGAGCGCCAGAUAUACAUUGGAUGAGUGCUAGUUAUCCUUUGGAAAAUAAAAAAUCAGAUUAAUGCAUUUGGUGUUGACAGAGCCUACCUAUAAGAGAAGACAAUUUCUGCCUCCACAACAUUUUCUAAAGUAAAAACACACACUUGACCAGUGUUUUUUGGGGGUCACCAGACAAAAUAUUUAAGAACCACCAGUUUAAUUUAUCAAUUCACAAUGGGAUAUUUAAAGAAAUGACAAAUUAUUAGUUAUUUUUUGUGUAUUAAAAUUAAGUAUUUUUAAGAUGACAUUUUCAAUUCAGUAUUUGAAAUAAAAGCUGUGAUUAACA
Messenger RNA from Alosa alosa (allis shad), 3087 nucleotides. It is a transcript of the gene rassf1, whose product is annotated as Ras association domain family member 1. The coding region runs from base 883 to 1962 and encodes 359 amino acids. Gene Ontology annotation, biological process: Ras protein signal transduction. Lineage: Eukaryota; Metazoa; Chordata; Actinopteri; Clupeiformes; Clupeidae. Gene Ontology annotation, cellular component: microtubule cytoskeleton; nucleus. The transcript has 7 exons. The record is from RefSeq and is a predicted model, not a curated record.